Messenger RNA from Mollisia scopiformis, 1578 nucleotides. RefSeq lists its product as uncharacterized. The record is from RefSeq and is a predicted model, not a curated record. Lineage: Eukaryota; Fungi; Ascomycota; Leotiomycetes; Helotiales; Mollisiaceae. The coding region runs from base 166 to 1158 and encodes 330 amino acids. The transcript has 3 exons.
UGCUCUUAUUGUGCAGCAAUAUUACUUAAUGGACGCAAGACAGAUGCUUACAUUCGUAUCAUACAUCAAAUUAUUAUAUCUCAGUCCAUCUCAGGCUCUCUGGACUUCAAGCUACCUCUCGAACGAAGCCUGGGCCCAGAGCCUUGCUACGAGCAGCUUCCACCAAUGAACAACACCACAAUCUCCUUAGACCAUAUCGAGCAGCUUCAAGGAUGGACAGCAUCACCCAAUGGCCGAGGAACAAUUAACAUCAUCCAGAACAGUUUUCUGACCAUCUCUCUAUGCGCGUGGACCAUGCUGUGCUUGAAUGUGCCCCCGCUGGGUGCAAGUAGGACGGCGCAAGCCAGGCACAAGAUCAUGAUCUUCUGCGAGGCUAUUCUUGGACCAGAAUUUAUCUUUCAGACUGCUCUUGGCCAGUGGGCAUCAGCUCGCCGCUCGGUAGCCAGUUUCACUGCCUCCGGUCUGCAGGGGUGGACAAUGAAGCAUGGCUUUUUCGCAGACAUGGGCGGCUACGUCCUCGAUCCUCCAGACUUUCCCCCUUUUCCGCUGAGCGCGAAGCAGGUUCAUUACCUUGUCACGAACAACUACAUCGACUAUGCCCUUGUGGCCAUCACAUCCGAUGCGAUUGACGAUAAGAACAAAAGCGAUGGCAUGGCACGCAUCAUCACAAUGGUGCAAGUCCUGUGGUUUGUUCUCGACACGAUUGCGCGGGCGGCGCAAGGCUUGGCUAUAUCUACACUCGAAUUGAGCACCAUCGCCUACGUCUGGUGCUCCAUCGGCACUUGGUUCUUCUGGAGGAACAAGCCGCAAGACAUCAAUGUGCCAGUGAUUGUGGUACCCAACCAAACCAUGGCCGAGAUUGUGAGGAACGCAGGGUCAGCAGCGGAUGAAAAAUAUAUAUCCACGCCUCCAGAUUUUGUGGGGCGUGAGCAUCACCAUUGGACCCUUUACUGGGCGCACUGGUUCAAUAUCUUGCAUCAUAUGGGAAUUGUGUUGCAUACGAGGAAACGGCCAGUUGACAAGAUCUCGGACGAUCAGUUUCUGCCCCUAUCCGUUGGUUCGAAUGCAAUUCUGAUCUUUUUCCAAUUAGGAUUCGCGGGAAUACAUAUCGCUGGCUGGAACUUCCGGUUCCCAACACCGACAGAGAGACUUUUAUAGCAUAUCUGCACCAUCUACAUCAUCACCGCCAUGACUUUAUACUGGCUAAUAGACAUAUACGCAUUCGAGCUUCACCCUGUGUUGUGCAGGUGCUGGACGACCUGCUUCCGACGACAUAAGCUAGCAUCUGACAGCGACACCGCGGACGAGAAGCACCCAUCGACACUUCAUGUCAAAGCUCAUGCCGUUGCUGAAAAGAUCAGAAAUAAUUCUCCGCAUAAGGAUACAGAUUUGUAUACCCCGCUGAAAAGUCUAAUGCCGAUCACUUUUGUGGCGGCCGUUUACUGUCUCGCGAGAGGCUAUGUGGUUAUUGAUGAUCUUGUAAAUUUAAGAUUGCUACCGGCAAGUGCGUAUGAAUCCGUCAGAUGGAGCCCUUUCAUUCCUCACUUGUGAAGGAAUGAUAUUUUCUUGAUGCAAAUG